AUGCUAUUUACUAAACCACGACGCUUUCUAUUUUUUCCUUCUGAAUUUUCUCUUCCUUCUUUUUUCUUUCAAACUUUCUCCAUUCUUUUUUUUCUGUCAUUCAUUUAUCUUUUCUUUCUUACUUUCUUUCUUUAUUUGCAACCAUCCUUUCUUUCUCUCGUUCAUUUUCUCAUUCUGAUUUUCUUUCUUUCUUUCUUCCUUUCUUUCCUUUUUGCAACCAUCAUUUCUUUCUCUUUUUUUUUCUUACCUUCUUUCUUUAUUUGCAACCAUCCCUUCUUUCUCCCAUUCUUUCGUUCAUAUUCUUUCUUUCUUUCUUUCUUUCUUUCUUUCUUUGCAGGCAUUCUUUCUUUCUUUCUUUCAUUUAAUCUUUCUUUUUUUUUGCACUUACUCUUUUUCUUUCUUUGCAACCAUUCUUUCUUUCUCUCAGUCAUUCAUUCUUUCUUUUUUUUUACUCUCUCUCUCUUUCUUUACGACCAUUCUUUCUUUCCGUCAUUUAUUGUUUCUUUCUUACUUACUUUCUUUCUCCGCAGCCAUUCUUUCUCUCUUUCUUUUUUCGUACUUAGUCGUUUUCUUUCUUUCCAACCAUUCUUUCUUUGUCUCAUUCAUUCUUUCUUUCUUCCUUUUUUAUUUUCUCUCUUUCUUUGCAACCGUUCUUUGUUUCUGUUAUUUAUUCUUUCUUUCUUUUUUCUUACUCAUUCUUUUUCUUUCUUUUCAAACAUUCUUUCAUUCAUUUAUUCUUUCUUUCUUUCUCUGCAGCCUCUCUUUCUUUCAUUCAUUUAUUCUUUCUUUCUUUCUUUCCUUGCACCUCUCUUUCUUUCAUUCAUUCAUUUAUUCUUUCUUUCUUUCCUUGCAGCCUCUCUUUCUUUCAUUCAUUUAUUCUUUCUUUCUUACUUUCUUUCAGAAUAUGUAAUCAUGCUUUCUUUCACUCAUUUAUUCGCUUAUUCUUUCUUUUUUUUUUGUUUUUCUUUCUUUCCUUCGAUUCUUCCUUUCUUUCAUUCUUUCUUUCUUACGUUCUCUCUUUGCAGCCAUUCUUUCUUUCUCUCAUUCACUUGCUCAUUCUUUCUUUCUUUCUUUCUUUCUUUCUUUCUUUCUUCUAAUCCCUUCCCACUCUUGCCUUUAUAUUUUUACUUUUCCUCUCUUUCUUUUUUUAUCUUUUUCGUUCCCUCUACUUUCUUUCUUUCUUUCUUUCUUUCUUUCUUUUUUAUCCCCAUUCUUUCUUUUCCUUACUUCUCCUCUUUUUCGGCCUCUACUUUAUACAUUCAUCUUCGGCCUCCUUCCUUUCAUCUAUCUCUCUUCAUUCACUUUCUUUUUUUCUCUUUUCUUUCCCCCUUCUCACUAUUUCUUCUACCCUCUCUUUUCUUUCAUCCCUUGCUUUUAUCUUUCUCUCUCCCUUUCUUACUUUCUCUUCUCAACCUAUUUAAUCCCCUUUUCUUUCCUCUAUCUCUUUAUCAUUUUCUAUAUUUCCUGUCUCUCUUUCCCUUACACUUCUCUAUCUCAUCCUUUCGAUUCUCACUCUUGGCCGGCAAUGGGACUUUCUUUCCUUCUUCCCGCCAUCACUUGCCCGUGUCUGAUUCUUCUUGUUCGCCUGGCCUCAUAGCAGACUGA
This is a messenger RNA of Acanthosepion pharaonis, 1605 nucleotides long. Lineage: Eukaryota; Metazoa; Mollusca; Cephalopoda; Sepiida; Sepiidae. The record is from the annotation of a GenBank genome assembly.